AUGAACAUCUCAGCCAUCAUUUACUCUCUCAAGCUGCUGCUGCUCUUACAGGUUUCUUUUGGAUUUAAUGUCCAGAGUGCGAGAAACAAAAGAAGUGAUGCAGAUUGGCUGAAACAGAAUGAACAAACUGCAAUGGACGUUAUAAUCAACAUUAAUGAUUUUGGAGCGGUGGAAGCAGUAGACGGAGUGAAACUGAGGGAGGCAGACAUAGCCGUCUCUAGCAACAAUCAGAAAAGCUGCUUCGCUCAAACCUGCUUAUGGUCCAAAUCUGUAGAUGGACAUGUUUACAUCGCUUACGACCUCUCACCUCAAUACUCUGAAGUGGAUCGAAGCAAUAUUGAACAAGGAAUGAAGAUAAUUGAAAGAGACACAUGUGUUCGAUUUAUACCCCGAACUCAUCAGAGGGAUUUCCUCGACAUUCAACCCAAAUCUGGAUGUUGGUCAUAUUUGGGAUCCAGUGGUGGUAGACAGACUCUCUCUCUGCAGACUCCAAAGUGUAUGAGUUCUGGAAUCAUAUCUCAUCAGCUGAUGCACGCGCUGGGAUUCGUACACGAGCAGUCACGUGCUGAUCGGGAUAAAUACAUUACCAUCAUGUGGUCCAACAUCUGGAAAGAUCAUGUAAACAAUUUUGAGAAGUUUAAGAUGAACAACAUGGACCUGCCGUACGAUUACGGUUCCAUCAUGCACUACGGAAAGUAUGCAUUCUCCGAGGAUGGUGAUCCCACCAUCAUACCCAAACGCAAUUGGAACGUUAAACUGGGACAGAAAUUUGGUCCUAGUGGGGUGGACAUCAUGAAAAUUAACCGGCUUUAUAAAUGUAACUAAGCUGACGUGAUUCUGAAUGUUUAUUAUUGUGAUGUUUCAGCACCUGAA
Trichomycterus rosablanca is the source of this 873-nucleotide messenger RNA. It is a transcript of the gene hce2l2, whose product is annotated as high choriolytic enzyme 2-like 2. The record is from RefSeq and is a predicted model, not a curated record. The transcript has 8 exons. Gene Ontology annotation, molecular function: metalloendopeptidase activity; zinc ion binding. Bases 1 to 825 code for a protein of 274 amino acids. Gene Ontology annotation, biological process: proteolysis. NCBI's taxonomy places the organism in Eukaryota, Metazoa, Chordata, Actinopteri, Siluriformes, Trichomycteridae.